UUGACACCUCAUUCGAUUGACGUUUCACAAGAAAACAAAUCCGGGAAUGCCAUGGAGAAUAAUAAGCAGCAAGAUUUGUCUGACGACGAUUAUAAACAAGAGUCUCCAAGUAACACAUGGAACCCAACCAAAGACACUGAUAACAGUCCUGGAGAUAUAAAAUCGCGUAAAAGAAAAAUAGAAUCUGAACCUUCUGAAAAUGGCAAAUCAAUAUCAACAGAAACAGUUUUAAUUGCUAACAGGGAAAACACCCCAUUUUUUGCCGACCAACCAUCUUCAGACUUGUACGGAUUAAAACCAGAGUUCCUCAAAUCGUUGGGUAUAAAUUUACCACUGUCUAAGUGGGUGUAUGUUACUAAUUUUAGGUGUGAUAAGUCAGAACUGAAAGACGUGUUUGAGCUAGCGGGCCAUGUUGUGAUAUGUUCCAUGAUAGCGGUCCGUAAUAGAUAUGCCAAUGUGAUGUUUAAUCAUCCACUAGAAGCUGUACAGGCUAUAUCCAUGUUUAAUGGCCAAAAUCUAUACGGUCAGAAUCUAAAAGUUAUGAUGAUCAAUCCACCAAGUGACACUAUAAUUUUACCAAAAGGACUAAAAGAUAUUGGUCCAGGUUUAGGAUUUAAUGGGCGACCGUUAAGAGACGUAGAACAACAUUAUAGAAAGUACAAAAAACACCAACGCUCACUCCUCGACGUUUCGGUGUUCACGCGGAAUAAUGAUGAUGAAGAGAAAGAACAUUUGGAUAUUAAGAAAGAAGAGGUAGAUACAAACAGUUGUAAUUCCAGUGAAAAAACUGAUUCUUCGAAGCGGCGAAAAUAUUUUAAAACUACCAAUGUGCAAGAUCUCUCUGUCUGUGAAGAUUCAGCGCAGGAUACAAUUUCGGAGAACGCUAGCAAAAAGCCAAGACUCGACGAAAUUGAGAGUUCGUCUGAUGAAGAAACUAUAGAUGCAAGAAUAGUAACACCUUCAAAAUUAAAAGAUAAACAGAAGCCACCUGAGAAAAAUACAUUUCCAAAUGAUCCACGCCUAAACUCCCUUGCAUUAAGUACAAGCGUAUCAGAUAAAAAGCCUCCAGCAAUUACAGAAUUGCAGCAAAAGUUUCCACCAUCAGGUUUACAAUUUCCAAAUCAACCAGGGAAUAUAAGACCUGGGCCGUUUCAUCCGCCGGGACCAGUGAUGAAUCCUGUCAGACCUAUGAUGGGGCCUGUUGGACCAUCAGGUCCAAUGAUGCAGCCGAUUGGUGCGAAUGUUCCUAUAGUCCCAAUGCAUCCGAAUGUCCCAAUAAGGCCAUGUCCUCCAGUACGUCCUCAAGGUCCUUUAGGUCAUCCAGGUUCUGUAGGUCCUCAAGUACCUUUAGGACCCGUAACAGGGCCCAUACGCCCUUACAUGCCUGGGCCUUACAGGCCACCUACUGCCAAUGUCCCAGUCAUGCAAGGCCCGAAUCCAGCGAUGGGUCCUCGGCCAAUGAUUUCUCCGAAUGGUCCACCAUCAGGGCCUAAUCAACUGGUGGCUAAUAAAGAGCACCAGGUGCUAUUCCGUAAUCUACCACCAUCCACAACGUUCCCUCUGCUCUGCGACGAGGUAUCUCGCUGCGGUCGCCUGUUGUCUCUGCAGCUCACCACUCCAGGCUGUGCCGUCGCCAGGUUCGGUCGCUUGGAUGAUGCCCAAAGAUGUUUUCAGUAUUUCAACGGAAAGCGCAUCGACGGUUUCGUCAUAGAGGCGUGCAUUACAUAAAAUAAACGGUGAGUUAGUGGAUUUUCUAGUUCAAAAUUAUAACUUAUGGUUUACGCAAUAAAGUUAGGUUUCUGUUAAUUAUAAGAUUUGUUUAUCUAUUUAACUGAGAUGAUGUAUACCAUAUUUUAAGUUAGGUAAUUAUGUACCUAAAUUACAUAUAGGCAUAUUAUAGACUGAUAUUAUCGAGUACCUACAUAAUGUGCAAUGAAAAAGCUUCAUAGGAGUAGACAGGAGAAUCAAUUUAAUACGUUUUUUGUGUCUAAAAACUUUCCCAUACAAAUUGUAUUAAAUUAAAAUGUGUGUUCUUUUUAUAUGAGCACCAAAAUCACAAUUUUUUAGCAUGUAAUUUACUAAGCGAAUUUUUGCUUGAGGCAAUAAUUAUUAUGAAGUUUUUUCACUGUAUGUUGGUAUUCGGUACAAGUUUUGUUUGAGAAUGUUAUUUUAAAUAAGAAUGUUUAUUAUACUAAAAGAGGAUCUUAUUAAAAUAUGUAUAAUACAAUAUAUUAGAAAAUGUACUAUAGAAAUAGUUUUU
Ostrinia nubilalis (European corn borer) is the source of this 2260-nucleotide messenger RNA. RefSeq names its product histone-lysine N-methyltransferase SETD1A-like. Gene Ontology annotation, molecular function: mRNA binding. The record is from RefSeq and is a predicted model, not a curated record. The transcript has 8 exons. Bases 52 to 1728 code for a protein of 558 amino acids. Lineage: Eukaryota; Metazoa; Arthropoda; Insecta; Lepidoptera; Crambidae. Gene Ontology annotation, cellular component: nucleus; ribonucleoprotein complex; cytoplasm.